Molecule: messenger RNA, 2158 nt
Organism: Marchantia polymorpha subsp. ruderalis
Lineage: Eukaryota; Viridiplantae; Streptophyta; Marchantiopsida; Marchantiales; Marchantiaceae
Source: the annotation of a GenBank genome assembly
CGAAAGUAUAGUGGCCGCAUAUGCUGCUGGAUUAUUCGCAGAACAAAGCGGGGCAGGACGAGGGCGGGGCUGCGCAUCAGGCAUCAUCCAUUGUGGACUGUAUUUUCACGUUUCUUCCAGGCAGGGGACGGUCGAAUUCAAACGCUGCGGUGGGGGCACACCUCGUUGCUGCGAAUGGGCGCCUCUCGUAUUUUUCGCAGCGAGCCUUCGAGCUGCAAUGCUGCCGAGACUGGAUAUAUUAGCCCAGCGCUUCAUCCCUGCCAGUUCCCGGGGUCUCUGACCAGAGAGGUCCCAGAAUUGUUUUGCUUUCGCUAGAAGGGAAGGAUCGCGUGUAGUUGUCGUCGUUGUUAUUCGGCAGUAGCAGAAAAGCAGAAGAAGAACGGCAGCAGUAGCAGCAGCAGCAGAUGCAUUGCACGCUUGUGCACAUUUGUGCGGCUCGCUCGUUUUAGCUUCUCUCGUCUCCAGUACGCGAAGUUUGUGGUGCAGUCCGUGGUGCAGCAGAGGCGGUCUCGCCUUUCCAAAGGCUGAGUCACACCGACUAGCUGGGAAUCGCAAUUCUUUAGCUGGAUAAAUUUCUGGGCCACAUGGAGACUUCUGAGCGCCACCGAGAUGCGGAGAUUGGACUUCUGACGGAGGAGGUCAAAUCGCACCAUCAUUUUCCUUCUGCGACGAAGACCACAUGGCGCAAGGCAGCACUCACGCUCGUCUUCUUUUGCCUCAUUCUCGGGAUCAUAUUUGCAUUCCUGCACGAAGACAGCAUCAGCAUCGACAACGGUAACCUCACAUUCGGCGACGAUCAGCCUCUCGAUGCACUCAGCGUCCAAAGGCUGCCCCUGAACGUGCUGAUCGUAGGCGACUGGGGCCGCAAAGGCCUCUACAAUCAAUCUCAAGUUGCCAGACAGAUGAGCAGAGUCGGGAAAGAACUGCAAGCAGAUUUUAUCCUAUCCACAGGAGACAAUUUCUACGACUCUGGCCUGAAAAGCGUGAACGAUAAAUCCUUUGAAGAGUCUUUUACCGACGUCUACCACGAAAAGAGCCUGCAGAAGAGGUGGUAUGCAGUUCUAGGAAAUCACGACUACAGGGGCAACGAAGAAGCACAAGUGGACAAAAGCUUGAACAAAAGGGAUCCCAGAUGGUGGUGCGACUACUUUUACACGAUUCCUUACAGCGUUAGUCCAUCAUCCACGGUGGAGUUCUUCAUGAUCGACACAAACCCAUUCGUCGAAGAAUACUGGACCCCAGACAGCGAGCAUUACAAAUGGGCGAGGCCAACUCCGAGAGAGGAAGUCAUGGCCUCAACACUAGAGAAUUUGAGCUCUGCUCUGGAGAAAUCACCUGCCACUUGGAAGAUUGUCGUAGGCCACCACACCAUGUACAGCUAUGGACCUCACAGAAACACGCCAGAAAUCAUUGAGAAGGUUUUGCCUAUCCUUGAGGCAAACAAGGUGGAUUUGUACAUCAACGGACACGACCACUGUCUGGAGCACAUCAAACGCAUAGACAGUGACGUGCACUUCGUCACGAGCGGAGGCGGAUCCAAGGCCUGGAAGAAUGAGUUUCUACCAGGCGUGCAGCAACUUCCCGACGUGAAGCUAUACUACGAUGGCCAGGGGUUCAUCUCUCUGUCAGCUUCUCCUACCUCCGUAAUCAUCAACUUUUUUGACAUCAACGGCAAAAUCCUCCACAACUUAGGCCUCAGCAAGUAAAUGAGGAGGCUCAUCAAUUUUCCCCGAUGCCUUUACGGACAUGCUGCUGGCCUCGUACAACUCGUACACCGGGGGCAUGCUCCGUGCUGUAAUAUACUAUACAUAUGUCAUUCGACGCAAUCUCCAAACUUAGCUCCUGGGUCCAAGAUCUUCGAUGAUACUAGGAACACUGACGUAGAACUAAUUCUGGGCUAGGAGUAGAGCAGUUUACAGAUCAGUUUACAGUCCUUUGGGACGGCAAAAAAACCAAAAAACAACCCACUCCGCAAUUUGUGUGGGACAAAUGUAAAAAAUGUAGUAUGAAAUCAGAUUCUGUCCAAAGUUUUUCCAAAAUUAUCGUCCCUUGACAUGUUUCUUGUCAAGUUGGCACAUUUGAAGUCGACCUGGUCCGCAAGGCCGCAUAUAGAACGAUAUUACGGGUUAAAGUUUCAUGUUCACUAUAUAUGAAAAGG